AUGGGGAACAUGACCCGACUUGAGUCGUUGGAUCUUUCCCAAAACGACUUCUCAGGAGAAAUCCCUCCCAAGUUGGUGCAGCUCACAUUUCUUGCUUUCUUCAAUGUCUCCGAUAACCAUCUCACGGGACCUAUUCCUCGAGGGAGGCAACUCGAUGCAUUUGAUAACAGUUCGUUCAUGGGAAACUUGGGACUGUGUGGCGAUCCAUUAUCGAACAAGUGUGAACAUUCAGAGGUGCCUACCUUGAAGACCAAAAAACAAGACUCGGGUUCUAUGUUUGACUACUUCAAUUGGAUGACUUUGUUUUUUGGAUAUCUUGGUGGACUAGUCGUUGGGAUCGUUAUUGAGAACGUUGUUACAACCAUUUAUGGAUGGUCGGGAACGACAAUGAGAGAGUGGAGGGGAGACAGAGCACGAAGCCAGUUUGACCAAAAUGACAUGAUUUAA
Molecule: messenger RNA, 447 nt
Organism: Humulus lupulus (European hop)
Lineage: Eukaryota; Viridiplantae; Streptophyta; Magnoliopsida; Rosales; Cannabaceae
Product: putative receptor like protein 25
Exons: 1
Coding region: 1-447 (148 amino acids)
Molecular function (GO): protein binding
Source: RefSeq, a predicted model, not a curated record